Molecule: messenger RNA, 4173 nt
Organism: Amorphotheca resinae ATCC 22711
Lineage: Eukaryota; Fungi; Ascomycota; Leotiomycetes; Helotiales; Amorphothecaceae
Exons: 2
Coding region: 1-4173 (1390 amino acids)
Source: RefSeq, a predicted model, not a curated record
AUGGCUCCUCCUGAGCUCUCAUUACAGACCGAUCGCUUCGAUUCUGGGCGCCCUACUCCCCGCGCAACGAGAUCACAAAGCAUAUCCAGCGAUAGACCCUCUCUGGCGGGUGUAGGUGGCCUCCUUUCACCUCCUGCCUCGAUCUCCCCAGAACCAGCCUUCAUUGCCGCUUCUGCAGCCUCCCAAAUCGUCACAAACGACCAUGACAGCCAGUCGGAUGCCUGGUUCGACCAGCACGGGAUUGAACCUUCCGGGGAGACGGCAUUGGUCGCCCCCCCUGCUCUAGCGUUGGUAAAUCGAUUUUUGGACCAACUCCUAUACAAUUUCCUCUCGAUCUCGCGGUCGACUUCUCUGCCAUCCCUUCGACCUGCUAUAGGCGAAGUUCUGAAGCAGAAGCUUGCCAGAGAUGCAAUCAGCGGAGCAGAUCAAGAACUACAAGAAUAUCUAGGGGGCGGGGAGGAUGAAGAAUUAUUAGCUCUUCAGGGUGCACCCGAACCAAACGCCGCUGACUGGGAUCUAGAGCUGGUCUGGAAGCGAACGCGACUGCGGUGUAUGGUAUAUUCGUCUCUUGGUGACAUGGAGGAGGAAGACGAGGAUUUCUACACCGAGCAGGAGCAGCUGGAUGGUCCCACUGGAUCCCCUGAUCAGUUCUCUAACAACUCCGCUGUAGUUUCCCCCGCAGUGGCUAUAUUCCUGACAUCCAUUUUGGAAUUCAUGGGAGAGCAGGUCUUGAUGGUUGCAGGACAGGCUGCGUAUCACAGGUUGAGAAUAAAACAUGAACGCGAGGAAAGGGGAGAUAGUAGUCCAUCUGUGGAGAUUGCGGAGCGCGUGGUGGUAGAGGAAGCAGAUAUGGAACGGGUGGCUCUCGACAGGACACUAGGAAGAUUGUGGAGAAGCUGGAAGAAACGCAUACGCUCACCGUCAAUUUCCGUCUCGAUGUUGAAUCGCUCGUUCUCUAGAGAAUCGUUGCGUUCUCAACCUCAAGCCAGCCGAGCAGUUAGCCGAGCAGCCAGCGUCGCCCCUGAGAACCGCCUUAAAGAAGAAGUCCCACAGACGUUGUCGUCAGCGACAGUUCUGGCUGAACACGAGCACGCAGCUACUAUUCCACUCCCAUUGUCUGCGGACGAUAUUCGGGAAAUUGAGAUUCCCGGACUUGCUCUGCAAAGUGACGAGGAGGAUGACGUUGCCAACGAGUAUGAAGCUAUCCAGCUGCCACCCCGUCCAAAAAGUCUCAUCAUCUUCACCCAACCUACGCAAGGCCUCCUUACGCCGCCAUCCUCGCAGACACACUCACCAAUGUUCUUCCCCCCAACUUCUAGAAAGCGGUCCUACUCUCUACCUUCUCCGGCCCCGUCAUUGUAUGGAUUUCCAGCUUCGAAACGACCGAAGGCUUCUGAUGGUGAACUGGGCGAAGAUCAGGAGGAUGCGAAAGGAACGGACGUCGUGGAACAGAAUACAGAAGAGCAACCCACGGACUUGGAGGGUAAAGUGGAUGAGGAGCAGGCCCACAAUGCAUUGACUGAAGAAUCAUCCACGAAUAAGGGCUUAAUCGCGACUGCAGUGGGGGCUGUGGCUGUCGCUGGAAUUACAGCGGCUGCAAACGGCGGAGCUUCGGAGGUGGAACCGGAUCAAAACGAAGAAGCUGAUGCUGAAGAAGAGUUCAACGAGGAGCCCCAGAUUUUGACAUCCUCCCGCGUUUCCAUCGGGGGACGAAUUUCUCCAGAGGUUGCUUCAGCUCCUUCUCGGCGAUCCAGUGUUCGCUCUCACAGCGUUCAUUCCCUACGCCUAAUUGAUGUUUCUUCACCAAAAAGUCCUGCGCAGUUGAGGGGCAUCUCGGUCGAUACCACCGAUUAUUUCACCGCGGGACGCGCUGUCACCUUGUCGAGCCCUAGUAGUAUUAGUAGUAUACACUCCCAUCUUCCUUCCGAAUCGGCAACCCCCAGACUUGCGGGUUCUAUCUCAAAGGUUGGAACUGCGAGCCCCAUUACUCGCAAUGGAUCUGCGACGAGCAGUAGACAAGCCAGGCCCAGCGCUGAGGAGCCUAUCUCGGAAGCUGUAGAGCAAGAGGCCAGCGGAAGUGAGUCUGAAUCCGAGGCUGCUGUGCCAUCUCGGUUUGCGGCAGCAAUGCAAGGGGUUGAUGUAUGGUCAGAACCGGUCUCGCCUCAAUUCACCUCACAGCCUGUGAGCAGAGAGGUCACACCACAACCGGCGGCGUUCGUACUUUCUGCCGCUCCUGCUUCUCGAAAUUCCCGAGGGAAUGCCAAUGCAUCUGUCGUUGAAUCCCAUCCCCCUCAGCCAAGCGCAGCUCUGGGAGUUACCAAAACCAGAGGCGACCAUGGCGGUAUCCCUCCCCUCACGCCGUUACGCGAAAUGAUGGAAGGCGCACCGGACACUUCUGAUGAAGCAAGUCUGGCACCAAGCUAUGAUGGUCCCAGUUUCUCUGAACCUGGAGUGCACCGGCACUCACACUCAAUCUCUGGCUCCUCGCUCCCGCAAAGAUCCGCCCGGUCCCAAGCUGCCAGUACCAUUCGUGGUUCUCCUCCACGUACAUCUCGAGAGGAUUACUCUAGGAAGGAGACUAAAGCUCCACGGUCAAUCCAUACCUCUGGCUCUGGAUCUUCCUCCACUGCCUCUCACAAGCUGAAACCAGUACGCACAUCCGAAGAGAGUGUUCCUAGUGCGGUUGAAGAUAAGGGCCAGAGUUUUGAGCAGUUGAUUCGAAGUGACCAAACUAUCCAGUAUACUCUAACGCCGCAAAAUAUGCGUGAUAUUGAGGCACCUGACUCUCCCCGCGCCGUUGUCACACCAGUGCGGGUAAACGCACAAGAGGGCCCAAGACCAGCAACUGGUCGAUCCCAUUCAUCAUCAACUGGCAAGUACACAAAACCGGCCGUUGUCGAAAACCCACAGUCCGCCAGAGCAAUGAAGACGGCACCACGGCCAGCCCCAAAUACGGGCGCACGGCUGCGCCCGGCUAUCUCUCAACCAAGGGAUGCUAAAGCUGAUAGGGAAUCCAUGGGGGACUUUGCAGAGUUCAUCAAAUCGACCGGCCCAGCGAAUGGCCACAAAGCGCCACCUCGUUCGGGACCGGUUGAUAGUCUUCGUGGCACCGCCCGGAGUACUAGCGGAUCCGAACCGCGUUCUGGUGCUAUCAGCGCCACCUCGAGACGCACAGAAUCUUCGAACGGCCGUCCCAAGCUACAGGCUCGUGAUGCCGCUGUCUCUCGAGACGACAGUAUCUCAGACCUAAUAGAUUUUGUGAGAAGUGGUCCGCAGCUCGAGAAAGAUAAUCAUCGUAUCCCUCGAACAGUUGCACCAUUCCGCACUACCAUGGACUCAGACCAGAUGUCCGGGGCUGUUGGUGGCAAAGCGACAGAUGCAACGCUUCCAGAUGCCCGAUAUAGCCAAGCAUCUGUAUCCGUGGAUAGCUCAGUCACAUCGCAGAGCGCUUUAUUGAAUGGUUCUUCAAAUAUUAGUAAACCUCAGCCCUCGCAAACCAACAGGGACCUUGAUAUGGAGGAUCAUAUGCCAAAACGGAAGACCCGGAGGGUUCGAGAUAUGUACCAAAUCGACUUCAGUGAUGAGGAGGAAGAGUACGAAGCCGUUUCAAAAUCAAAACCAAAACCAGUUCAGGAAGAAUCGCUGGCGGACUUCUUGAGAAACGUGCCUCCUCCACCUGAUCCGACACCAGUUCCUCUGAUUCAAACAGCCUCCAGAGCAUCGAGCAAGGAUGUCAAGAAGAAGCCAAGCACAACCAGUAUCAUGUCGCGCUUUGGCCGUAGUAAUUCUAACCAACAAUCACCCUCGAAACCAAAAUCAAGCGGCCAGGAAUCACGCUCAUCACUUUCACGGUCAGGCGCAUCCCAGGUUUCUAACCAUACUCCAAUCUCUGUCCAAAUCAACAACAAUUACAAGCCACCCACCAACGAAUCGGCGCGUGGCGGUAACUACGUCUCACAAGUCGAUUCUGCACGGAACAAGGUCGUACAGAAGAGCUACCAGCCAAGGGAAGCCGUGUAUCCGACUACAAGGACCAACGACCUUGCGGCUUUCUUACGAGAUAGCGAGCCUCCUACACCAACUCAAGCUCAACCCAAGACAUUUGCGCCUACCGUGCAGAAGGAGGAAUCAAGCACCUUUCACCGAAUGUUUGGACGAAAGAAGGUCCAUUAG